This is a messenger RNA of Symbiodinium sp. CCMP2592, 573 nucleotides long. The record is from the annotation of a GenBank genome assembly. Lineage: Eukaryota; Dinophyceae; Suessiales; Symbiodiniaceae.
AUGCGCCGAAGGGAUGCACUGCCGGGUUUCUUGUCGCGAGACAUCAUUGACCAAGAGAUCCAGCAGCUAUGCGCGAAAUGGCCAGCGAUACUCGAGGACAACACAAUCAUUCGUAAAGCACAGGGGCGGUAUCGCAUCAACGGCCGCGAAGUGACGGUGUCUUUGAGAAUGCGAGAAGCCACGCGGGAGGAAGAAGAAUGUGUUUCCAAAACUCCGUCUUUGGAUGAGGCAAAAGCUGCUGACGGGCAGGUCAUGGACCUCAGUGGAGACCUCAUUGUUCGGGAUGGGCCACUAAAGCAGCCAUUUCUGGAUUAUGUCUUCGAUACUGGACAGAAGGAGUAUUACUCAAUGGCUGAGCCAGACAAAUUGGAGAACAAAUCCGUGGAUACGCCAAAGCCACUGGCUCCCGACUUGAAGGGUGGCCAGCUGGCAGUUCAGGACGACCGCCUGGAGGCAAUGGAGAUUGCUUGGACAUCCAGUGAUGCCGAUUCCCUCAGCGAGUUGCCUCAGAUGCCAUUGCCGCCGCCAUUGCCGCGCUCUUGGGGGAGCGAGGAGCGAGCAUCGAGUCAGUAG